GAUAAUUAUUCCCGGAAAAGUAGAAUAUAGGGAAUUUCUCGAAACUUGGUUUCAGAGAAUAAACAUUCACCUUCCAUAUAAAAGUCCCCAUUUCUAGGAAUGCGAUUACUCGGAACGAUCUCUUACCUUUUUAUUUGGGUUCUGGACUCCAUAGUUGAAGAAGUCGUGAAGAAAACUGAUAACUCGAUCAAGAAAGAAUAUGUCUUCGCGUGUUAGUGACAAGGAGAAGGAAGCGGCUAUGGAGCUCUUUAGCGUUAUUUGCCGUAAUGGCGGAGUAACGAAUCUAGAAAGUGCUGUAUCCAGCUUAAGCAAAAAGAAUAUAACCGUAGUUAAAUCGAUUGGAGCUAAGAACUUUGUAAAUAGUUCUUUUCCAAAUAUUUUCAAGAUUCAAGAUGGAGUUAAUGUCGAAGCUGUCAUGCCUUUGAAGUUUUGCCUCAAUGCGUCUGGGAAAACUGGCUGUGCUGAUGGAGAAUCUUGCCUUGAGCUCCAUCUAUGCCCUUAUUUCAUCAGAGGAAAGUGUUCAUAUAAGGAAAAAUGUCGUUGCUCCCAUGAUAUCAAAGAUGGCCACACCAUGGCAAUGUUGUCUGCUUUUGGUCUGGAAAAUAUCGAUGAUGCCACAUGGUCUCAGCUUCUUAAAAGAGUUUUAGCCGACACACAGAUAGAGCGAGGGGCAUCUACCCAUGAUAUUCCACAAAUCUGCAUGUUCUACAACAACCAAGGCGGUUGUCGUGAGAAGGAGAAGUGUGCCUUUCUUCAUGUCUGUCAACACUUUGUUGAUGGGACAUGUAAAUUUGGUGAUAGCUGCAAGAGAGACCAUGACCUUUUGAAGGACCAGCACAAUCAUGAUGUGAUUGCGAAAUUCAGUCUGGGUAGUCUCAAUCGCGAUCAACUCCUUUCUAUUCUACGAGGGAGAGAAAGGCAGAGAACUACCGGUACUGGGUUAGAUUCUUCCCUCCCAGCUGGAGCAAUCAGUGGGAACAAUGUUAUGGCCCCAGUUGCUCCAAGAAAUCCUGCAGCCAGCGAAAACUACAAGUCCCAAAAAAGCACUGAAAUUUGUGGCUUCUUUCUGCGAGGACAGUGUAACUAUGGUGACAAGUGCAUGAACCUACAUAGAGAUCUUCCUUAUCAAUGGCAGUUACAGGAUGGCUCUGGUUGGAAGGAUUUGUCAGAGGACUGGAACAUCAUGUUGGAACGGGGAUACAGUGAUCCAAGCACUAAUGAGAUCAUAAUUUAUGAUCAAGGAAAGUCAUUCAAGACAGACUUUGACAAGAUGAUUGCAGUUGCAGAACGAGGACAUGCUGGUCCACCACUUGGACUGAGGCGGUUGUCCACAGAGUCUUCUGCAGACGCACCCCCUGGACAUAUUUUCAGUACACGAUGGUUGUGGUACUGGCAAGAUGAGAAAAACRAAUGGCAAAGUUAUGAUUCUCCAGAUGAUGGAUGUGAACCAAAUACAACAUGUAGCAAGUCUCUAGAAAAAGAUUUUCUGCAAGRGAAGGAUAGCCACCCAUUCAGUGCUGGUCAUCAUACCUACACACUUUACUACAAGAGAAUGCUCCAAAAGAAUGACAAGUUCCAAACAGAAAGGGCCAUUCGAAGGAGGCCUGAGUUCGUUGCCAAGGAGACAAUGAAAGAGAUUGAGCAAAGGAGAAAAGAAGCACUGAAAGCUUCCAAGGCACGUGAAUCAAGUGUCUCGGAAGUCACUAGUCUUUUUCCACCUCUCUGGGAUGAGAUGCCAGACAAUGAUGACUUUAAAAGAUUUCCUUUGUCUGUCACGUCACAAGAAUAUAAAGAUGUUGAGAAGAAGUUCCAGGAGACAUUGGUUUCAAAGAAAACGAUUAAGAAGAUUGAGAGGAUUCAAAAUCCAGACCUGUGGACUGCGUUUACUCAAAAAAGAGGGAGAAUGGCAAAAAAGUCAAAUGACGUCCCUCCCAAAGAAAUGCCUCUGCUGUUCCAUGGAACAACCCCUGAUGUUGUGGAUGCAAUAUGUCAGCAGGGAUUUGAUUGGCGCAUGUGUGGCAAGCAUGGUACCAAGUAUGGCAAAGGAAGCUACUUUGCAAGAGAUGCCAGCUACUCUCAUCGCUACACCAAGCAAGCCAGUGGUAGUUACUGCUACAUGUUUGUAGCUCGAGUUCUUGUGGGUUCUUACGUCGAGGGAGAUAAGUCCUUCACCAGGCCUCCCCCAAAAGAUCCUGCCAAGCCUCAUGGUGAUCUGUAUGACUCGUGUGUAAAUGAUAGUGCCAAACCCAGUUUGUUUGUGGUUUUUGAAAACAACCAAUCCUACCCAGAAUAUCUGAUCACAUACAAGUGAUAUCAAUAGCAUCCAUUUCCCUACCCUGCAACUAGUUGCUGAAAGAGUCUGAUCCCCACC
This is a messenger RNA of Actinia tenebrosa (Australian red waratah sea anemone), 2371 nucleotides long. RefSeq names its product protein mono-ADP-ribosyltransferase PARP12. Gene Ontology annotation, cellular component: nucleus. The record is from RefSeq and is a predicted model, not a curated record. Gene Ontology annotation, molecular function: metal ion binding; NAD+ poly-ADP-ribosyltransferase activity. Lineage: Eukaryota; Metazoa; Cnidaria; Anthozoa; Actiniaria; Actiniidae.